This is a messenger RNA of Populus euphratica (Euphrates poplar), 3334 nucleotides long. RefSeq names its product AT-rich interactive domain-containing protein 4-like. The record is from RefSeq and is a predicted model, not a curated record. Lineage: Eukaryota; Viridiplantae; Streptophyta; Magnoliopsida; Malpighiales; Salicaceae. Gene Ontology annotation, molecular function: DNA binding. The coding region runs from base 551 to 2791 and encodes 746 amino acids. The transcript has 15 exons.
UAAUGAAAACAUUUCCUAUUUCCUAUUCUAAUUUAUUUAUUGGGAUUGAUUUUUAUUUAUUUAUUUAUUCUUCGUUGGUUCGGUGCGUGAGGCGGCCAAAGAAGAGAUUUUUAAUUAUAGAAAGGAAAAAAAAGAUGUCCCUUCGUGAGAGAUUAUUUCUCUAAUAUAGUAUCACAACUCCAAUCCAGAGUUCCUUUUUGUUGUUCGAUUAUCUUCCUCUGCUGGGUUCUCUCUUUUUUCCUUCUAAUUCCUCAGUUUUGCUAUCUGUUUUGCUCGGUUUCUUGUCUUUCUCAUCUGGGUUGCUGAGUUUCAAUUUGGAGUGUUUUUAGGUUUGGUUUUGAGCGUUUCACACGAGAAUUUGGGGCUUUUUGGUGAUUUGCUAAGUUGGGAUCCAUAGAUUUGUAGCAAAGUUUAGGGUUUUGCUCUUUGAUUGGAUUGUGUAGAGGUUUCUAGGUUUAAGGAGGCAUUGCGUAAUUGCUCCUGCUCUAGGGGAAAGCGAUUUAGUUGUCGAUUUUUUCAAACAUAUAUUGAGGGGUCUUGGCAUGUAUGCAUGAUGUUUCAUGCUCAAGGUCCUUUAAGGAAUCAUUGUACUCUCCUUGCUGUUCUUUGUGGUAAAAGUGGUGAGCAGAAACUGCCUCUCUCUGAUGAUAAACCCAGAUACCCUUUACCGGAACUUGCAUCUACUGGGCGGCUUCAGGUUCAGGUACUGAAUAAUCCGAGCACUGAUGAGUUUCGGCAAGUGCUGCAGUCUCUGGAGGCCAGCAUUGUGUAUUUUCAAGGUGAGCAGGUUGAAGAUAGAGAAGAAAUUGGAUCUCUAAGAUGGGCAGAUGUUGAUUUGUCCACUCCAGAAUCCUUAUGUGGAUUAUUUGGUUCCACGUUGCCUCCCACGGUUUAUUUAGAGAUCCCCAAUGGUGAAAAGAUGGCCGAGGCGCUUCACUCCAAGGGAGUUCCAUAUGUUAUAUAUUGGAAAAGUGCCUUUUCAUGUUAUGCUGCUUCUCACUUUCGGCAAGCAUUGUUGUCAGUGGUUCAAAGUUCUUGCAGCCAUACAUGUGAUGCAUUCCAACUUGCUCAUGCAUCUUUUAGACUCUACUGUGUACAGAACAACAAUACCCGAGCUUCCAAUAGCCAAAAAGUUGGUGGUAAACCCGGACCGCGGUUACUUGGGGAUCCUCCGAAGUUUGAUAUUUCUCUCCCUGAGGCAGAUGAUCAGGGUGAAGAGGGCUCUUCUGGGGCUCUUCCUGCUAUAAAAAUAUAUGAUGAUGAUGUGACCAUGAGGUUUCUUGUUUGUGGACUGACAGGCACAUUGGAUGCAUGUGCGCUGGGAUCUUUGGAGGAUGGGCUCAAUGCUCUCCUGAACAUUGAAAUUCGUGGGAGUAAACUUCAUAAUCGCACAAGUGCUCCUCCUCCCCCCCUUCAGGCAGGGACAUUUUCUCGUGGUGUAGUGACAAUGCGAUGUGAUUUAUCAACCUGUAGUUCUGCUCACAUAUCACUACUAGUGUCUGGCAGUGCACAAAAUUGUUUUAAUGAUCAGCUUUUAGAGAAUCAUAUUAAAAGUGAGCUUAUUGAGAACAGUCAGCUAGUCCAUGCAUUGACUAGCUUUGAGGAAAGCAAAUCACCUUCAUCUGAGCCACGAAAGUCUGCAUCCAUAGCCUGUGGGGCAAGUGUUUUUGAAGUUUCCAUGAAGGUUCCUACUUGGGCAUCACAGGUUUUGCGGCAGCUGGCCCCAGAUGUAACCUACCGCAGCUUAGUCAUGCUAGGAAUUGCUAGCAUUCAAGGACUGUCAGUUGCUUCUUUUGAAAAAGAUGAUGCUGAUCGCCUCCUUUUCUUCUGUACAAAGCAGAGCAAAGAUCCCCAUCCACACAACCCUGUUCUCACUAGGCAUCCUAGCUGGUUGAUUCCUCCUGCCCCUUGUCGAAAAAGAUCUGAGCCUUCCCGAGAAACUAAACCCUUGACUUUUGGCUGUGGAGGUGAAAAUGGAGGGAAUUUUAAACAGAAGUUGUAUGUUGCUGCAAUGAGGCCAAUACCUCACACUCGUCGUCAUAAAAUGCAACCAUUUUCUGGAUUUUUGGAGGCAGAAAGAUAUGAUGGAGAACAAACAAAACCAAGCUUGCCGCCUCCACCAAAGCAUAGUGUUGUUGGGCCUGCACCUGUCACGCAUCGAAAAUCAUUGUCAAACUCUUAUCAGGCUCAGCAGAUUAUUUCUCUAAAUCCACUGCCUUUGAAGAAACAUGGUUGUGGCAGAUCUCCAAUACAUGCUUGCCCUGAGGAGGAAUUCUUGAGGGAUGUAAUGCAGUUCUUGAUUCUUCGUGGUCAUUCUCGUCUUGUUCCUCAAGGUGGACUGGCUGAAUUUCCUGAUGCUAUUCUCAAUGCAAAACGCCUUGACCUGUUUAACUUGUAUAGAGAGGUGGUUUCAAGAGGAGGUUUUCAUGUUGGGAAUGGAAUCAACUGGAAAGGACAAGUUUUCUCAAAGAUGCGCAAUCAUACAUUGACUAAUAGAAUGACUGGUGUUGGCAAUACACUGAAAAGGCACUAUGAGACUUACCUUUUGGAAUAUGAAUUGGCCCAUGAUGAUGUAGAUGGAGAAUGUUGCUUGUUGUGUCACAGUAGUGCAGCUGGUGAUUGGGUUAAUUGUGGAAUAUGUGGCGAGUGGGCUCACUUCGGCUGUGAUAGGAGGCAGGGACUCGGUGCCUUCAAGGACUAUGCCAAGACAGACGGGCUGGAAUAUAUUUGUCCUCACUGCAGCAUCGCAAAUUUCAAGAAAAAAUCCCAGAAAAAUGCAAAUGGAUAUUAGCAAGCUGGCCUGAAUUCCCAGUAUCUCUUUCUUCUUUUUCGGUGGUUUCUUCUCCCUCAACAUAAAUGCAUGAGAUAAAAGAGUAGGAGGAAUGUAAUUAUAGUAGUGUUAUCUAGCCCAUUGUUGUUUCCAUACAAGAUUAAGCCAUCAAGAAGCCAACCCAAUUUUCCCCCACGCUUGUCACGUGCUCUGGAAAGGCCAAUAAACUAGUUGCAGAGUAUACGUCUCUUCUUUCUAUUUUUAGCUGAAAUUUAAUUUGAGCAGGUAGUUCUGUUGAAUAUUUGAAUUUAAACGCUACAAAGACCUUCUCUUUGGGCCGUUCCUUCUAAACUUUGCGAACUGUAAUGGGGAUCCGCCCGGCCAUCAAUCAUCCUGCAGAGUCAUAAAGCGCUCGGCGUGGAAUCCCGAUCAACUCCUGACUUCAUACUUAGCCGUUUUGUUUAUUAGGGUAAUGCGCCUAUGUUUUAAUCUUGCAGCCUGUAGGCAUUGUUUAAUAUUAGUAAUCUAUUUUUUUUACGAGGUAUUUUAUCGGGAUUUGGACAA